This is a messenger RNA of Hemibagrus wyckioides, 3836 nucleotides long. RefSeq names its product ssu-2 homolog, related sequence 1 (gene ssuh2rs1). The coding region runs from base 195 to 1265 and encodes 356 amino acids. The transcript has 12 exons. Gene Ontology annotation, molecular function: heat shock protein binding. The record is from RefSeq and is a predicted model, not a curated record. Lineage: Eukaryota; Metazoa; Chordata; Actinopteri; Siluriformes; Bagridae.
UUUAACGGAAAGAAGCUCACAUCCGGCAAGUUCUGGAUCACGCACCAAUAGAAUCGGAGGAUUGCUGUUGCGUCAUUGAAAAAUUGACACCCUAGCGACGACCAUUUAAGUUUCUCCACAGUAAUUCGCGCUGCUCUUCACUUCCAUCACUUAUCUGUCCGAAUUUCCGAGACUUUGUUUCAGGUUUUGAGGCCAUGUCUGGCGCCCCCGCAGUUCCCACAGCGCCCCCUACUGGAUUUUACGACACAGUGCCGGGAUAUGAGGGGACAUUGGCCGGCGGAGGAGGGUUUCUUCCUCCUCCGAUGCCCUCAGCGCCUCUGCCCGCGGCGGACAACCUGCCUGCUCAGACCAACUGGAAUAUAACCUCCAUCUCAGAGGAAGCCGCACGUGAGGCCUUCAUGGGCUACGCGUCCAGUAAAUGUUGUUACAGCACUGCGCCGGUCCGAGAAGGGGUCAUCACCAACUUGGAGCCUUUCAACACCUACAGGUAUCGCUUGGAGACCUUCGCUGAGACGAGAUCCACUGAAUGGAGUCAUGAGCCAUACACAGGCCAGCCUGUGGAUGCGUUUAUCCAGCCUGCUCCAGCUCCGUGGGCGAUCACGGCCCAAACACCCACUUUCUUCCAGGAUCAAACUCAGAACAUCAGAGUGCCAUAUACUUCCUCAGUCAAGAGCUGUCAUACCUGUAUGGGAAUGGGCAAAAUGCCAUGCAAGGACUGUGCAGGCUCUGGAAAUAAACUCUGCUGGGUGUGUAACGGGAGCGGGUUUCGCCAUGGAACCGAUCGCUGCACGCACUGUAACGGCCGCGGAAGAGAAAACUGUACCCGGUGCCAUGGAAAUGGCUCCCGUGAUUGUGAAACAUGUCGAGGGAAGAGGCAGCUCCUCAUCUUUAUCACACUCAAGAUCCAGUGGAAUACUUAUAAAGACGAUUAUGUGGUGGAGCAGUUGAGCGGGCUGAAUUCGGAGAAUCUUAACAAGGUCACGGGCAGGGCAAUGUUCACAGACUCCCAGUACAUGCUUUACCCGGUGAGGGGUUUUCCCAGCGCUUCACUGAGCCAAGCGUCUGAACGUUUAAUACGAGAACAUCAAUCCAAAUAUUUCCAGACUUCUCGUAUUCUGCAGCAGCGUCACACCAUCGAGCUGAUCCCCAUCACCCGGGUGAACUACGCUUGGAAAGGGAAGACCCACAGUUACUUUGUGUUUGGGAACGAGAACUCGGUGCACACUGACAGCUACCCGGCCACAUGCUGCUGCUCGGUUAUGUGAUCCCAUAAUUCAGCAGCCAGAACACCAGAUGAUAAAAUUCUAAUCAAUUUAUAACCUGAUAUAGUCUACAGUGUGUAUGUAAUCAACAAUCAGACACAAAUUUUCAGCAGAUUUCACAAACGACACAUCACAGCAAGCUAACUGCCAGCAAUUAGGCUAAUCAGCUAGUUAGUGUCUCCUAGUUGGCUGUCGUAUUCUUUACAGUCAGUUCUUUGCUCAGGUAUCAUCUGUUCCAUUCCUGGUCGACUUGUUCUGAUUUGUUUCCACAUAAUGACAGUAUUAGGACAGGAAGAAAUAUGAAAUAUUUACUUGAUCCUAGGGUUUCACAAUCUGUUUAUAUAAACCAUACAGAACUCGCAUUGCCAUUACUAACCAAUGGCACUGUUUUUCUUAAUUUGUUCAUCAGGAUUGUGAUAGAUUGGCUUAUACACACACACACACACACCAAAUAGGGCAAGCAUGGGAAACAUUUAAUCAUCACAUCGAACAUUAAUCUGAUCAUCAUCAUCAUGGAUUUCGAAUAUUAUUUGCACGCAUUUAAGUCGUCAUGACAACCGGCAACACUAGAAAAAAGGGCUGAAAACGAUUGUAUGGUUCUAAAUGAUGCCUACUUUAUUUCUGUUCAUUGUGGCUUAUUAGCUAUUACUAGUCGUGUUUAUAAGCGGUAGUUAUUAAUGUGUCAUAUAGAAUUCAGAGCAUAUGCGCAAGUCUAUAGACUCUUAACCAGCUUACUGAUUUGUAAUAUUUGCUCUCUGUCUACUCGUUAGGGUCAAGACAUGAUGAAGGAGAGCAGUGGAAGGUUAAAAGUCCUGUUCAGGAUGGAACAGUGAUGAUGUGGGGUUUUAGUGAUGUUGGGAUUUAAAGGGCAGCUUUCCAGUCAGCAGGCAAAAUGUUUUAUUUCUCCUGUCAACCCUUCGUUUCGUUUGUUUUGUCUGUAACCGAUGGCAUUAACGUGACCACUCAAUGUUUGUCAUCUGCCUGUCCAAAAAAAAAGUCACACACACUAAUAUUUCAUUGGACCACCUUUAGUGCCACUAGGCAUGAUGGGGGAAUCACUUCAUCCUCCUCAUUUCUUACCCUGAUCACUCUGAAACAGGGUAAAUCUGAACUCGUCAGACCACAUGACCUUCUUCCAUUGCUCCAGAGUCCAAUCUUUAUGCUCCCUAGCAAAUUGAAGCCUUUUUUCCCCGAUUAGCCUCUUCUUAAGACUACUCAGGUGUUUAGUCCCAAUCCCUUGAGUUCCCUUCGCAUUGUAUGUGUGUUAAUGCUCUUACUUUCGCUAUUAAACAUAACCGUGGGUUCUACUGGGUUUUUUUUUUUUACGAUUUGAUUUCACCAAACGUUUAACACGAUCACGAUCAUUAAGUGAUCACGAUCACGAUUUUUUUCCGACCACAUUUCUGACACAAAGAUGAUGCUUCCUCACUAUACUUCCAGUUUUUUAAGAAUGCAUUGGACCGAUCUUAACCCAAUUUUAGACGUUUCAGCAAUCUCCUUAGAUGUUUCCUUUGCUUAAUGCAUGCCAAUAAUUUGACCCUUCUGAAACAGAUUAACAUCUUUUCCAUGACCACAGGAUGUGUCUUCCGACAUGGUUGUUUAAGAAAUGAGAAGCUACUCCUUGCAUCAUCUAUCCAUCCAUUUUCUAUACCCGCUUUAUUCCUGAUCAGGGUCAUGGGGAUCUGCUGGAGCCUAUCCCAGCACACACAUUGGGAGAAAGGCAGGGGUACACCCUGGACAGGUCAGCAGUCCAUCACAGGGCCACAUAUAGACAGACAACCACACACACUCACACUCACUCCUAUGGGCAAUUUAGAAUUGCCAAUCAACCUAAUGUACAUGUUUUUGGACUGUGGGAGGAAACCGGAGUACCCGGAGUAAACCCACGCAGACACGGGGAGAACAUGCAAACUCCACACAGAAAGGCCCCUGUCUGUUCGAACCCGGGAUUCAAACCCAGGACCUCUCCUUGCAUCAGUUAGGGAUAAAUAACUUGUUGCCAGCUGAAACACAAUCAUCCAUGCAGUAAUUAUCCAGUGGGAGGCUCUUACCUAUUUGCUUAGUUAAAUCCAGGUGGUGACUUUAUUUUUUGGACGCCCAGUGUAUGUUCGCCGCUGCUAAAUUCUCGUUUUUUUCUCUAUUCUCUAUUCUCUAUUUUUUGUUUUUUUUCCACAUAAAGCUGUUUUUGAAAUCUGUGAUUGUUGUAGUGAAUUUUUUCAGAAAGGAGAUAUAGCACUUAAGGAAGGAGUCUCCAGUGUCGCAGUUGGAGGGAAAGCUGGAAGAGAGCCUUUUGAAAUAAAAAAGAUGAGUUAUGUUUAAAUGACAAACUGCAUUUUUUUAAAAUCUUAUCUUGUUUAUUAUAUCUGUGGGAAAAUUGCAACAAAGAAAUUUCCAGGUAAUGACCACUUCACUGAGUAUUUUCAUUUUACAAACUGACUGAUAUCUUGUAUUCUCUUAUUUUUCAAUGCAUGUAGUCGUGGAAAUCUUUUCCUGUCACGUACCACUGAACAUGAUUGACAUUUAUAUUGCUGUUUUUUUGUACUUUUAAUAAACAUGCCAGUUUGUAGGCUCUCA